Molecule: messenger RNA, 6867 nt
Organism: Clupea harengus (Atlantic herring)
Lineage: Eukaryota; Metazoa; Chordata; Actinopteri; Clupeiformes; Clupeidae
Gene: msi2b
Product: musashi RNA-binding protein 2b
Biological process (GO): regulation of translation; central nervous system development
Cellular component (GO): cytoplasm
Molecular function (GO): mRNA binding
Source: RefSeq, a predicted model, not a curated record
AGGGAGGGGGAGGGAUCCAGAGCUGAUCCCACGUGUGACGAUUGCAUUCCCGGCUCAGUAAUAUUCUCUUAGCUGGGCUCUGUGUAGCGUUUGCUGUGACUGUGUGUGUUAGUUACUGGCUAUAGUUGGGUUAGCAAUGGAGGGAGAAGGGAGCCAAGCCACAUCUGGAAGCCCUAAUGAUUCACAACACGACCCGGGUAAAAUGUUUAUCGGUGGCCUCAGCUGGCAAACUUCACCAGACAGCCUUAGAGACUAUUUUAGUAAAUUCGGGGAAAUAAGAGAAUGUAUGGUGAUGAGAGAUCCCACAACAAAACGCUCCAGGGGAUUUGGGUUCGUUACGUUCGCGGAUGCUGGCAGUGUAGAUAAAGUCUUAGCCCAGCCGCACCACGAAUUAGACUCAAAAACGAUCGACCCUAAAGUUGCCUUCCCCAGACGUGCUCAACCCAAGAUGGUCACAAGAACAAAGAAAAUAUUUGUCGGAGGAUUAUCAGCUAACACAGUAGUUGAAGAUGUGAAGCAGUAUUUCGAACAAUUUGGCAAGGUAGAGGAUGCCAUGCUCAUGUUUGAUAAGACUACCAACAGACACAGAGGAUUCGGCUUUGUAACCUUUGAGAUUGAAGACGUGGUAGAGAAGGUCUGCGAGAUUCAUUUUCAUGAAAUCAAUAAUAAAAUGGUAGAAUGCAAGAAGGCCCAGCCGAAGGAAGUGAUGUUUCCUCCAGGGACGCGGGGUCGGGCCAGAGGACUGCCCUACACCAUGGAUGCCUUCAUGCUGGGCAUGGGCAUGCUGAGUUACCCAAACAUUGUAGCAACGUAUGGCAGGGGAUACACCGGCUUUGCCCCGAGCUACAGCUACCAGUUCCCUGGGUUCCCGGCUACAGCGUACGGUCCAGUGGCGGCGGCGGCAGUGGCGGCAGCAGCGCGCGGCUCAGGUAGGGGCUCGCGCGGACGGGGCGGCUACACGGCAUACCCGCAGAACGCAGGGGCAGGGUACCCCGAUUACGGGUUCUAUUCCUCGCCCAGCGACCAGAGGGGCCCCGCGUUCUCCUUCGCGGACUACGGCUCCCUGGGGCCCCACCCCCCUCAGCUGCUGCACAGUGAGCAUGCCACGUCCGCCUGCCACUCCCCCCUGCAGCAGACGCAGCCCCAGGCGCAGCAGCAGCAGCAGCACCUGCACAGCCCGGAUCAGUUUAAGAGCCCAGGAGGUAACCCAGCACGGCCUGGAGGCUUUCCCGGCGCCAGCAGCCCAGGGCCUGUGGCUGACCUGUACGGCCCCACCAGCCAGGACUCUGGCGUGGGGAACUACAUAAGUGCUGCUAGCCCCCAGCCCGCCUCUGGCUUUGGCCACAGCCUUGCCGGUCCCUUGAUUGCGACAGCUUUUACAAAUGGAUACCAUUGAAACCCUAACAGGUGGUUGGUUGCCAUCUCUUUCGAGCAGAGUUUGUCAGGAGGCCCGGGGAAGACAGGGCGGAGUUUCUAGUGGGUUCUGUGUACAGGUAAUGCAGUGAGAAAAAAAGAAGAAAAAAAAAAACACAAAAAAAGACAACCACCACAACAUCAAGCACUACAUUGUGAUACACGACGACGCAGGAAAAGACUGUGGAGAUGGCACCACCUGAAGAACAAAAGAAACACACAAAAAUAUAUGAGUGAGAAAAUUGUUUAAUCAUCUCAAGAAUGACAAAUAAUGGUGAUGAUAGAAAAUCUGCUGUACUAUAUCUAAACCUGGCAUUGGAGUCCUUUGUUAUCCUUCUUUAUAUCCUUAUCUUAACAACAGUACUUUAAGAUUAUGGCAUUUUUCCUCUUUCUGUGUUUUCCUUUCUGAUUAGUUGAUUUCCUUAUUGUCUCCUAUGAUAUAGUCUUUUAAAUAUUCAAUGUCAAAUUUAAUCUCAAGUUUUCAUUUGUUAGGAUUUAUUGUCACCAUUUUAUGUAAUCUGGCUCAUUUCUUCGUUUUGUUUUUCUUUUGAGGUUCGAGUUGGUGCAAUGGAUGUUUAUUUUCACUGUUAGUAUCAAUCCUCAACUGUCAAAUCUUCAGGUGUCAUUUUGCACAUGCAAGAGCUGAUUGACAUAGAAAGGGUUGAAAGAGGAGGAAAAUGUUUUUAAUCCAACCUUAAGAAAGUGAGUGUGUAACUAAUAAAUCUUAGUAGCUCUGUUUUUGUUCCUUGUAAUGUCUCGUUAACCAUAAUUACCUAUUUUGGGCAAUAAGAGGACUAUAAUAUUUUCACAGUCCUUUUUUUAUAAGUGUCUCUUUUUGUUGUCAGGACAAAAAAGAAAGGCUUUUUUGCUUUUAAUACUUUGUGAAUUCAGAUUUUAAAAAAGAAAUAUGUAAUAUGUAAAUAUUAUUCCAGUCACUACAUUUAACCAUUUGAGAAAGAAAGAUAUUUUUGUGAUGGUGUGUCUGUCCUGAAGGCUGUUACUGUGCGAGAGCUCGAAGAUUAAGUUAAAAGCAAAGACUUUAAAAGCUCUAAGCAGUACAAGAAAAAAAAAGAAACAUUUGUAGCACAAAUGCCGUUACUACCCCACCGAGGACAAGUUCCUAUCAAGAAAAAAGUACUGUUGGCUUGCUCUGUAAAUAUAUUUGGCAUUAUAACUGUGUUAGUGUCAUACCAGCAUAUUGACUAGAUAGUGACUUCAAAUGUACACAUCUUAAAUAGAACUGUAAUGAAACGUUGAGAAAGGGUUGUUCCACAACACCUUCCUGAGAAUCAGACCUGGUUAAUUGUCUUUCACGGUUGAUUAAUAAUAAUUUUUUAAAAAUCAGCAAAGAACAAAUUAUGAGGAAAUCCAAAGCACACAUUUUACUCUUAACAGUUUCAAAGAAGAGGAGGAAAAAAUUAAAAUAUAUAUAUGUGGUUUUAGACAUUUCAUUAUAAUUACACAGAUUGGUGUUUUUACUUUUUAAUUUCCCCUUUGAUCUAGUUUGUUUUUAGUUUGAUGUGUUCCCCUAGAAGUCUAAAUGUCUUUUUUAUUCAAUGUAACACAAGGCAAUAUUUCAAUAGUUUGAGGUUUGAGAGAAAUGGCUUCUGAGUUAUUUUGAAUGAAUACGGAAAAAACCAACGUUUUAUACCAUUACCUCAGUCCUGUGAGUUUUAUUUUAGAAGAGAUGUCAAAGUAAUUUAUUUUAGGCAUAAAGAAAAGAAACAUUUGAAAAUAAUGAAUGGAUUGUUUUGAGAUGAAAUCAUUGCACUGUGACUUGUAGGAAACAAUUUACCAUUUUCUAUUUGCACAUGAAAAAUGACGGCUAUUUAAAAUGGUCUCCACCCGGGGAUUUAUAUGAAGGUUUGAGGCAGAGGGACGUUAAUGUCACUUGUUUUGCAUCAUUUACAAGCUAGCACCUGCAGUGAGCCCCAAUAGGCCUGGGCCAGAGGAGACAGUAGUACUGUUGUAAAAACACUGUCCAGUGGGUUGUAAUUAUUAAGUUAUUACUAGCCAUUGUGUGAUGUCACAAACCAAUCCAUAUAUAUAUAACAAGAGUUUUGAAUGCAGCCUGCAGAGACACUGAAAUAAUUCUAACCCUAGCUGCUAAACACACGUCUCCUCUACAUGUAGGGACUGGAUUUGCUCAAGCAAAGAGAAAUGGCAUUUAAAGAUAUGCUUUAAGAUGAAAUUUAAAAAAAAAAGAGUUGAGUGAUAUUUAAAGGUAUGAAUCGAUUGAUGUAUAUGCUGAUGUUUAUCUUCUCUGAAAGUAUGUUUUUAUCUUGUGUUAUAUUAUUUUAUGUCUUUGAUUUCUGAUACAACAUUUCACUGAACAACCAGGUGAAGUAGAAUGCUGGAUUCUUUUUAGGCACCAUGGAGAAAAUUGAUAGAGUAACAAUGGUAGACACUUCACAAAGCGGUCUGUGCUUAUGGUUCACUCUUUAAAAAUGUAUUUAAAAAUGAAAAUGAUGAUAUAAUCCCUUAAAUCAUUUUAUUUGAAUGAUACUGAAUUUGGGAUUUUUUUUAAAUCAAUUUGUUGUGGUUGUUAAUGAUACUACUACUAAUAAUUAUGAUACAGAUAAUGAUAUAAUUAUGUGCUGUACUCUUUUAUCAUUUACUCUCUGUCUCCAUUCCCUGUCACCACAUACACUCUUAUGUUGGUCAUUGUAUCUCAGUAGUGUAUUUAAAAAACAAAAACAAAAAAAAAUGUGACAGUGAUGUCUAUGAUGCCAGUGUAGUGGUCAAAACCCCUUUGUUAUUCUCACCUUUCCCCCUCCUUUUCCCCAUCCCUUUCUCUCGCAUUCAUAUUUUGUCUCUGCUCUCUCUCUCUCUCUCUCUCUCUAACGUUUGUCUCCCACUCUCCUAGUGAGUAGUUGUAGAUGUUAUGUAAUUAAGACUUAAGAUGUAGUUGUAGUAGAUUAGAUUUAGGACCAGUGAGGAUAGAACUUCCUCUUACUGAUUAUUAGUUCAACAACAGAAAAUCAAAUGCUAAUGGUUAUUUUCAUAGCAUUAUUCAGUUUUUUGUGUUUAUCAUUUUUUUUUCUGUCUUUUCGCUAAUCUCACAUGGUUUCAACUAACCAAAGCUCUCACGGAUUGAAAAUCUACAAAAUAAGAAAUUGCUGUACGAACAGAAUUGUAAACAAGACAUCAAUUGGAUUCCCGCCCUUGAAUGUUUUAAGAGGGGUGUGCCAUACUACCUUAAAUGCUAAUGCUAGAUAUGCAAAACUGUUUUAUUUUUUAUAAUUUUUUUAAGAGGGACACAAGCUAUAAUUAUGAAGUGGAGGAUUUUAUUACAUGAGCGAGAAAAAAAAACAUAUUUUUCUAGAAAGUUCUAACAGAAUAAUGAUAAUAAUGAUAGGAUAAUAACUAAAUAUCAAUGGAAACUCGACUUGGUUUUGAUGUUUGUACUCUUAAAAAAAAUUCCCAAUUGCCCAUGGCGCUACUAUUUUCAAUACUGGUUUUAUUUUUCUUCUUUUUUAACAAGUCUGCCUGGACAGAUCGGUAGUUUAGUUUCCACUCAUCUGAAACAUUAUUUUUGUACUCCAACAACAUGGAAACCAGCUCUUUGUCUUAAUCAAUGAACUAGCCCAUAUCCAUUUAAAUUUAGAUGCUUUCAGGUGAGUUGCCAUCUCAUGAGGAUUUAGAUGUCAUACACGGUAAGACAUUUAUGUAGGUGCACACUCCUACACAUACUCGCAUUCAGUUACAUAGAGGAACUUAUACAUAUAUGAGCAUGUAGGCAGGCACAUUGAUUGGGUGAAGACUUUGGCUGACUCGUGCCCAACACCGCUUUUCAUCCCUCACUCAGAGCUGGGCAUAUUUAACUUCAUGCCUCAGGUGCUGUGGAGUAAAAACUUGACUACCACUCCUCUGUAGUUGAGGAAGCCAGAUGCAGUGUGUUUUUUUUUGUUGAAAUGGAGAAGACUGGUUGUCCUGAGUGAGUGGGUUAUUAUUAUUAUUAUUAUUAUCUUUAUUAUUAUUAUUAUUCAGAUGUUCUUUUACCCUCAUGGGUCUCUAAUACUAACCGUUUUGCUGAAUUCAGUUUAGCAAUAGAUGCUAACUGGCUAUACUGUAUCCUCUAAACUGUUAUAGAUAGCGUUGCAGUUUGCAAGAUAUUUGUUAGAGUUACCAGUUGCACCCUUUGCCAUUUACUGUACUGUACUGUAUUAAAAUAAGAUAUAUAAAGUGAAUGUCUUGCUCUAGUCUUUGAUUAAAAGAAAGGCUGGUGGCCAUUUUAAAUAGUCUACACCCUCCCAUUAGUUUAAUUCUCUUGUUUUGUUUCUGAUUUGAUCUCGUAGCUUGGACUUUAAGGUAGCAUGGCUCUGUUGCUGUACUUUUGUUUCUCAUUGACAGCAGUUUACAGCUGAUGAAUGUUACACAUCUUGCUAGACUAGUUAAUUCAUUGGAGAAAAAAAAACUGUUGGUUUAAAAAAAUAUCUGAAAAAGAAAAAAAAAUUGACCUGGAAGGUGUUGUGGGUGGGAUUUGAAGUGUACUACCGUAUCCAUUUAAACUUGAAUCUUGAGGCAAGUGCUAAGCAAUGGUCAACCACUCACCCCGUCAUCUUUACAACGCAACUCUACACGCACACACACUGUAAUUACAUGUGUAUAUAUUUGUAUACAAAUACAGGAUAUAUAUGUAUAGUGUAUAUAUAUAUAUCUUCGUUAAAAUGUUUAACUGCCUCAUAGACUAUGACUCUUCGUUAUUGUUUUUCAAGCUUAAAGUGAAGUCCCUGUCACCUACUUCAAACAUAGUAGUCAACACUGUUUGCUGUCAGUAGCUGUUCAAAACAUUUGCUGCAGAGUUGCUGUGGAGUCAGUUGUAGGAGAGUUGUGUUUGUAACCAGGAUAUUAUUGGAACAUCUGUGUUGUAGGAACUAUAAAGUUGUAAUUUAGGCGCUGUACGCAUUACACGACGUGAAUGUGGGUAACCACUGAUGCUGACUCUUGAGGAUGGUCUUACCAUGUUGGGGGUCCGAGCACGGUGGAACAAGCCAAGACAUGUUAUUAUGAGGGGUUUGAGUGGGGACUAUAAUAUUUCCCAGCCCCAUGUCUCCUUAAGUGAUGAAUUGUUUCCAUACGUUCAACUGUCGGUUGUUUCACUUCACUUACUGCCUUGCCCAUUCCUUAACACUUGCCCAUUUUUUAAUGUUAAUGGACUUUCUAAAACAGCGAGAAACUGACUGAAUGGACAGGCGUCUGAGAGCAUCUUUCAGGUCUUCUUGUAUGGCUUGCUCAAGCCCUGUUGUAAAAUAAAAACUCAAAAAAUGGAUGGGGCUCUCUCACAUCUCAGAUGUGGAAAGUAUACUUUUAUAUUUGUAUUUUCAAAUAAUAAUAAUAAUAAUGAUAAUAAAAAUGUUUGUGAAAGGUUUCCAUCCUCUACUGUGGUCCAGAAAUCAAUGUGUUUGUCUGGAAAAAAUAAUAAAAAAAAUAAAUAAAUACUGUUUUCAACCA